CGCCGCCCUUCUGACGAGCACAAUGAAGGAUGCACUUGAGCUGUGUUUUACUAAAUUCUCCCCCACGCGCACCUCUGGGCACCGUGUGACUCGCAUUGGCAGAGCUUGAGUCUGACACGCUGGUGCCCGAGCAUGUCGUUUUCUCUCGGACACUGAAGUCAGUGAGGCAGAGCAAGUUUUUGUCUACCCAUGGCCUUGCUGCAGUGAUAUGCAGAGUGAGCUGCCUGUUCUUCUUUACGGUUCCUGCAUGCGUCAUGGACUUCUGAGACGCUGAGCUCUGAACGUUUGUGCUGCUGCACUAAAGCUUGCAGUCUCAUGGUCGCUUUCCGUGACACUGUGUGAUGUGGGUAGGCCUUUUUCUCUGUUUUUCUUUUUUAUGUUCAGAUUGACAUUUUGGUUUUUGGAGCAUUCUAGCUGGAGACGUGAGUGAAUUUGUGCGGUACAGGUGAAAUGGGAUGUAUGAGCGACCCUAGAUUAUUUUCAGUGUUGUGGGUUGAUGCGAAUCGUGAUGAAAUCUGCUGUUUUUUAUUCCGAAUCUUGGCUUCUUCGAUGCCCCGGGCAUAUUAAUCAGUGAAACCGGUCAGAACUGGUGGUAGGGGAGCUCCACCCCCUGCACUGCUGACUCCUCUGCGAAUUUCGAGUUUGAAGCAAACUUUGUGUCAUAGUUCGCUUCAAAUACCAAAUCUUCUGCUGAAUAUUGAGCAAAGGGUCUCUUGCCGUAUACUCGUUCUUACUUGGCUUGCAGACCCACGGCCUCUCAGAAGCGUUUUGUUCUUGAGCGCUGACGACCCGGAACUCGUGACUUCCAUUGUUAGAAUUUAGCUGUGCAGGCCGUGAGGUGAUGAUGAGAGUCAUGGAACCUCGGAGGAGGUUGCUCGAUACCCUGGUGGUGCUGCUCCUGGUGCACAUGAUGUUUCCAGAAGCUGCAGCGCACAAGGAUGGAAAGCACGAGCUGUACAAGGACCCAAAGCAGACUGUAGCGGUGAGGGUGAAGGAUCUUCUUGGGCGUAUGACGCUUGAUGAGAAGCUGGGCCAGAUGACACAGAUUGAAAUGACUAUCGCCAAUACUUCGGUCGUUACCAAGUAUUAUAUUGGCAGUAUCCUGAGUGGCGGUGGAAGCUCCCCUGGACCGAAAGCCACCGUGAAGCAAUGGACCAACAUGACGGAUUACUUCCAAUCAGGGGCCUUGAAGACGAGGCUUAGCAUUCCGGAAAUAUAUGGAAUUGACGCUGUCCAUGGGCACAACACCGUUUACGGAGCUACCGUCUUCCCUCACAAUGUCGGUCUUGGCUGCACACGUGAUCCGGCCCUCAUAGAAAAAAUUGGUGUCGUUACGGCUCUUGAGGUUCGCGCCACAGGCAUUCCGUAUGUGUUUGCGCCUUGCAUCGCUGUGUGUCGAGAUCCACGGUGGGGGCGUUGUUAUGAGAGCUACAGUGAGGAUCCCGACGUGGUGAGCAGUAUGACAUCGAUCAUUGAUGGUUUGCAAGGCAAGAAACCACAUGGCUGGGACGGACCCUAUGUACAAAAGAGUACUCGUAAGGUGGCUGCCUGUGCGAAGCAUUUCGUAGGCGAUGGAGGGACGACCAAUGGAACUGACGAGGGCAACACAGAAGUUAGCUACAAGGAACUCGUUGAUAUUCACAUGAAAGCUUAUCCCCAUGCGAUUGCGAGGGGGGUGGCCACAAUUAUGGCCUCCUACAAUAGCUGGAACGGUUUCAAGAUGCACGCCAAUAAGUUCUUACUUACUGAUGUGCUCAAGGGGCAAUUAGGAUUCAAGGGGUUUAUCAUCUCUGACUGGCAGGGGAUUGACCGCAUCUCAACGCCUUGGGGGGUCAAUUACACGUACUCUACCGAACUAGCACUUAAUGCUGGAAUUGACAUGGUCAUGGUGCCCUACAACUACACGGGCUUUAUAACCGUCGCCAAGCAGCUAAUCGCCGAGAAGAAAGUUCCGAUGUCAAGAAUAGAUGAUGCAGUUUCGCGUAUCCUUAGAGUGAAGUUUCAAAUGGGUCUUUUUGAGAAGCCUUUUGCAGACAAGAGCCUAAGUAAAUUAAUGGGAACAUCGUCACACAGGAAGUUGGCAAGGCAGGCAGUGCGCAAGUCAUUAGUACUUCUGAAGAAUGGCAAGAGCUCUAAACCUCUCUUACCUUUGAACAAGUACGCGCGGAAGAUUCUUGUGGCCGGGGCUCACGCCAACGACAUCGGCUUGCAGUGCGGAGGCUGGACCAUCAGCUGGCAAGGCAUGCCUGGAAACAUCACAAAAGGAACAACCAUUUUGGAAGGCAUCAAGCAAACAGUAGACUCCAACACGAAGGUCGUGUACAAGGCCAACCCUAAGAAAGGUGAUGCCAAGGAGAAGGGAUACCAGUAUGCGAUAAUCGUUGUAGGCGAGCAACCCUAUGCUGAAUUCGAAGGGGAUAAUCUCAACCUCACCCUACCCGCUCCUUAUCCUAACAUGAUCAAGGACACAUGUUACCAUGUCCAAUGCGUUGUGGUGAUAAUCUCCGGCAGACCGCUGGUGAUUGAGCCCUAUGUGAGCGACAUCGACGCCUUGGUAGCCGCAUGGCUACCAGGCACAGAGGGCACUGGAAUCGCCGAUGUGCUCUUCGGCAAAUAUGAUUUCCAAGGGAAGCUUUCACGCACCUGGUUCAAGAGAGUUGAUCAGUUGCCGAUGAACGUCGGCGACAAGGAUUACGAUCCUCUGUAUCCUUUCGGAUUCGGCUUGAAAAUGGGUGAAAUCCAAUUAGCACGCCUAGAAUUUAGGGUUUAAACUUGCUGAUCCUCGCUGUUACUCUCAGAGUGACAGACACCCCACAAGUCUGUUGCAGAAAUCCAAUUAGCACGCCUAGAAUUUAGGGUUUAAACUUGCUGAUCCUCGCUGUUACUCUCAGAGUGACAGACACCCCACAAGUCUGUUGCAGAAAUCCAAUUAGCACGCCUAGAAUUUAGGGUUUAAACUUGCUGAUCCUCGCUGUUACUCUCAGAGUGACAGACACCCCACAAGUCUGUUGCAGAAAUCCAACUUGUGGGUGUCUGGGAUUUGCGUGUCUCCAUUUCUGUGAUACUGCCUCACACAAAUAAAAUCAUACUAAAUUGGCUUCAAAACAAUUUCA
Physcomitrium patens is the source of this 3113-nucleotide messenger RNA. Lineage: Eukaryota; Viridiplantae; Streptophyta; Bryopsida; Funariales; Funariaceae. The record is from RefSeq and is a predicted model, not a curated record.